AUGAAAGAUGUCGCCAUCAAAACUGGAUAUUUAGCUAAACUCUCGGGCGCACCGGCCAGCGUGCUAUCUCUCCCGGGCAAGUCCCGCGAUGCGUCGGCGCAGGCACUCAUCUGCGUUUCGCUGAGCGCGGUGGCUCGGAGAAAAGGAGAUGGCUGUGAUGACAAUGAAGUAGAUAACUGUGUUGACAAUGAUUGCCACAUCGAUGAUGACAGCGAAGGUAACGGCGAUGAUGAUGCUUGUGAUGACGACGUCGGUUGUGAUAUUGAUGACGACAAUGAUGAAGAUGAUGAUGACGAUGAUGACGAUGAUGAUUGCGAUGAUGAUGAUUGUGAUGAUGACAAUGCUGAUGAUGAUUGUGAUGAUGACGAUUGUGAUAAUGACGUUGAAUGUGAUGACGAUGACGGUAGAGAUGACACGGCUACUGAUGAUGGUGAUGAUGAUUGUAAUGAUGGCGAUAAUUGUGAUAAUGACGGUGAUGAUGACGGCAAGGGUGACGAUUGCGCAGAUGACGAUGGUUGUGCAUCUUUCACCGACGACGAUGCCGAUGAUGGUCCUAGUAAACUUCUCACCCUAUUUUAA
Molecule: messenger RNA, 579 nt
Organism: Lytechinus pictus (painted urchin)
Lineage: Eukaryota; Metazoa; Echinodermata; Echinoidea; Temnopleuroida; Toxopneustidae
Product: prostatic spermine-binding protein-like
Exons: 3
Coding region: 1-579 (192 amino acids)
Source: RefSeq, a predicted model, not a curated record